Cercocebus atys (sooty mangabey) is the source of this 474-nucleotide messenger RNA. RefSeq lists its product as uncharacterized. The transcript has 5 exons. The record is from RefSeq and is a predicted model, not a curated record. NCBI's taxonomy places the organism in Eukaryota, Metazoa, Chordata, Mammalia, Primates, Cercopithecidae. Bases 1 to 474 code for a protein of 157 amino acids.
AUGCACAUCAAGAACCCAGACCCAGGCCUGGCACGGUGGCUCACGCCUGUAAUCCCAGCACUUUGGGAGGCUGAGGCUGGCAGAUCACUUGAGGUCUGGGUGCCUGUAAUCCCAGCUACUUGGGAGGCUGAGUCAGGAGAAUCUCUUGUGACCUCCAGGACAGAAGUUCUCAUCCUUCACGGCUUCCAUGGCAACGUGUUGCUCACCGAUGGCAGGAUCCAGAACGACUUCCAGGUGCAGCUGAUCCAGUGCUCUCGCUACCAGGGGCGAGAAGUGAGAGGGCUGGGUGACAUCGAUGAGCAAGUGGGAUGGAAGGAAAGCACCUCCAAUGGAGAGGAGCAGGAAUGCAGCUCUGAGCUCGUGUGCUUCCUCACAGCUGCUGAAAAGAGCCUGAUGCAUGAUGCCAGGUGGAGGUUGAGGGACCCACCCUUGCUCUUGGUUCUCAGCCCUGGGGGAGAGCACUUCUGCUACUGA